This is a messenger RNA of Athalia rosae (coleseed sawfly), 3993 nucleotides long. Its product is annotated as deubiquitinase DESI2. The coding region runs from base 516 to 1124 and encodes 202 amino acids. The record is from RefSeq and is a predicted model, not a curated record. Gene Ontology annotation, molecular function: deubiquitinase activity. NCBI's taxonomy places the organism in Eukaryota, Metazoa, Arthropoda, Insecta, Hymenoptera, Athaliidae. Gene Ontology annotation, biological process: protein deubiquitination. The transcript has 6 exons.
CAGAGGAAAACUAUUUGCAAUCUUUUAUAAAUUUUGUUGAAUGGUUAAAUAAUAUUAGUCUCAAAUACUGCUGAUGUUGAGGAUGGAAAUUUUUGUGCUAAAUUAUUGAAACAAAGUAAGAAAAUCAGGGUUUUGGAGCUGGUUGAGAAAUAACUGGUCGAUAGAAGACAAUGGUCCAAAAUUACUUGAUGCUGUCAACUUUUCGAGGUUAAUUUUCUGAAUGACAUAGUAUAUUUAGGAAAACGUUUGUUCUAAUAGCUCGUAGCUGUUGACAUAUCGUUCGAUCCUAUUGCUCAUACUGAGAAAUACCGGGGGUGCGAAUUAAUAAGCAAAUUUCAAACAUCGAAUGUUAUACAAUAAACAAUUCAAUAAUUUAUACUGAAAACAGCUUUUUGAAAUAACUGCGAUAUGCUGUAUCAGAGAUUCCAUUGAACGUUGUCUCCGUCUUUUUACAGAGGUGAGCUGGAAGUUAGGUAACGUGAUUUGGCAUCGUCAGAUACAAGUAUCUCUGUGUGAUGUUUCCGUCAGGUCUCGGCUGCAAUCUAUCCUUCCCUAGCUGUCUGGGGUACCCUCAAGACAGUGAAGAAUUAAUUCCAAAGAUGGCACGUGAACCCAUCAUUCUGAAUGUCUAUGAUAUGUAUUGGAUUAAUGAGUACACGACCCCUAUUGGCCUGGGAGUUUUUCAUUCUGGUGUAGAAAUAUAUGGGACAGAAUGGGCAUAUGGUGGACAUACUCUACCAAUAUCUGGUAUAUUUGAUAUCAGACCAAGAACUGCAGAAGAACUAGGCGAACAAUUUAGAUUUAGGCAAUCCGUACAAAUUGGCUACACAGACUUCACCGAAGAAGAUGUGUCCAGGAUUAUUGCAGAGCUUGGUAAAGACUUCCGUGGAGAUCGUUAUCACCUUAUGAACAAGAAUUGCAAUCAUUUUAGCAGUCAAUUAACACAGAUUCUCUGUGGUCUGGAAAUUCCUGGCUGGGUAAAUCGGCUAGCAUAUUUCAGUUCUUGUGUUCCAUUUCUUCAACGUUGCUUGCCCAAGGAAUGGCUGACUCCUGUAGCACUGCAGCAUUCUUUGAGUCAUGUCAGCCAUCAUGAGAGCACAACUCCUUCAGAUACUUCCUUCUAACAUUUGGCCAAUGACGUCGACAGCGACGCGAAUGUUUUAAAGUGCCGCAGAAGUCACACGUUCUAGGUAAAAGUGCCGACUGAAACAAUUGAAUCGUGCAGAAGAAGAAAAAAAAAUAUUACACCAAUGUUUUCCAAAGUCUGGUAAUAGUUAAGCUGUGGGGCAAAUUAAAAAUAAAAUUUAAUAGAUACAUUUAAACGAAUCUAUUUACUUGGGUUUCUUAAGCAAGAGUUAAGCGCAACAAAUUUUUUACGAAUAUUUUAAGCAUUAGCCUCUAUUAUCCAGACGACAAUGAAAUUUGGUGACUGACUGAUGUUUAUUAUUCCACAGACUUUGAAUAAUUUAUAAUAUCAUCAAACAAGUCUCCGAGCCAUGUCAAAUGCAUGAAAUAUAUUAAUUAUCAAACUAUUUUGCCCAUCAGCCUGUCUGCCUCCGAAUGUAGUUGUUGUCUAUUAAAUUUCGUGACGGCAUGUAUGAACGAUGUUGGAUUGAAAUAUUUAAAUCAUUUUUACUCAAAUCUCACGUUCAAUGAAUUUUCUAUAAAAAAAAAAUUCGAACCCGAUUCAGUUUCCUUCAAUUAUAAACGGAAGCAAACUGAUACUCAUAUUUCAGAAAAAUUCACGUACAUCAAAUGAAAUGCUGUAUUCACACUCUCAUUCGCAUAAAUUUAAUAUAGAUCAUAGUUUUGCUGCAUGAACAAAAUUAUUUAGUAUUGAUUAAUUUAUAAACUAAUCAAUUUCUUAUCAAUGAUACAAUAGAAUGUAUUCUUUAAUUUAGGCACUUAUUGACAGUAUACUUCAACUGGUAGCUACAAAGCGGCUAAAUUAGUAUCAAUAAAAUAUUACCGCCGUUUAACACAUUGUAUCGUGCCUCGUCAUAAAAUUAGAAAAAUUUGGAUACUAAAUAUAUAAAUAAAUUCAUAUAUAUGGACAUAAGAUUAAACUUUUUGAAACUGUCUCAAUCGUCAUUUUUGAUAUUUUUAAAUCUAGUUUUCAUUACUAAAGCAAAGUUAACCAUCGUAGUUUAAUAUCGUGUUUGCAAAUAUAUGACACAUGCUCAAGUAAAUCUCUGAAUAAUUUCGGAUGAAAUAACUUACACAAAAUAGCACACGGUAUGCCAUUGUUCAGCCAUCAUUAUAUUGUUUUCAUCAAGAUUUUGUAUAAAUCGAACUAGAUAUACAUACAUAUAUUGCUAAUACGCACCAAUAAUCAUGAAAAUCUUGAGACUCAUAUGCCUGCACAAAUUAAAUUAAGUUAUUCUUAUCCCGCGAGGCAAUAUUUUACUGUUGUAAAAUAUAUUACAGUGCAAGUGUAAAGACUGUACGGUUCAUUUGAUAUUCGAAGUGUCUUCUGAUUAACACGUUUGCAUCAAAAGGUAAAGAAUAUUUGGCUAAAUAACUGAAUAUUUCUCCUCUCAUCAUUCCAUCGUUUCAUAUUGCACAUUUGAAUGAGGGAUAUGAUCAAGAUGAUUUAAAAUAUUGAGAUCUGGCGAAGUUAGACAUUUUAAUAUUACAGUUAGAUAAAUGAAUUGAUUAUCAAUGAUGUUAAAUACCCCGGCAUAUUGGUAUACCUAUAAUAUAUUUUGGAAUUAAAGUAACGUUAAUAUCAAUAACAACAACAAAAAUAAUAAUAAUAACAUUAGUAAUGAUAACAACAAUAACUCUGAUAUAUUACGUAUACCGGCUUAUAUGAAAUAUUAUUAAAAUUCCAUUUCAAUAUGUACCAUAUAAUAUAGGUAUACCUAUAUUGUAGUUAAACGAUGAUAAUGAUUGUUUCAAUAUUCAUCUGAAACAUUGACUUAGAUUUCUAGAGUAAUGUUACGUCCAUUGAUUGAUAUACAUACAUAUGUUUAUUCUUGGAGGAUCCUUAAAAUAUUAAAUGAUAAGUUAGAUGAAAGGUGAUAUCGUUACAUGGAGUUUAGGGUCAUAUAAUAGAAUUUCCUGCUCUGUUGGAAACGGUGAUGAAAAAAACAAUUAAUGUAACUUAACGGCAACGACAUAGAAUACUUUGAAUUUUUAGCAUAAUCUUCAAGUUUUUGAUCAAGUAUUAACUAUGAGUAUUAACUCAAUGUUAAAAUGAAAAGAAAAGUACGAUCGUUUCUGUGUAAUUAUGAACAGUUUACUUCUUGAGCUUACCAAGUGAUACUGAAUCUUGGGUUUUCCACAAACUAGGAUACUGAAUCUGCGCGAGUGCCACAGAAUGCAUGAAUUAGUAGCAGUGGAAAUAGCAGCGAACAGUUGAAACAAAUUCUUAAAUUGAGCAAUCCAAUUUGUCAAAACUUAAACGAAAGUCGCACCUAUAUUUAUAUCAUAGGCCUAACAUUAAAGAUAAUACCAAAAAUAACAAUAAUAAUUGUGGUAUCUUUCCGAUGAAUUCCUUGGUUUAUGUAUCGAUUCUAAAAACCAAGAAAUAUGUAUAGUAUAUAAUGGAUAUACAUAUGUAUAUAUUAUACAUAUAAAAUGUAUAAAAGUACAGAAGCAUUUUGAAAUAUUUAGCUCUAUGUUCCUGAACGAUAGCACAGUAAUUGAGUGCGACUCAAAUUCUCGAAUACAGGUAUGAUCGUAUCGCCCUGCGUAAUAAUCAUUGUUUCAUGUGAAACCAUAGAGAUAAAAGAAUUGCAUCCUAUAGCAAAGGUAUCAUUAUGCAGGUGCUGUGAUAGACAUACGAGUCAUUUGAACGUAGGUAUGUUGCCACAUGGAUAAUUAUGUGACAUUAAAUUGAAUAUUAAGAUUGAUUUGUUUGCAUUUUUAUUCACCGAUAGCCUGAUUUAUAGGCAGUAAAUUGGAUAUUGGUUAUAUCAGAUAUCUGUGAGUACAUACAUACACAUUGGACAUUAAAGUUUGUUAAAUAAAUGUAAGUUUUGCAAAUGA